AUGGGUAAUACUCUCUCAGCGUCACCUUCUGGUGGGCAACCCCAAAAACAAGAGGUACCACUCAAAGGGGAUGAGGCAAUGAUCACGGGCAUGGGUACCGAGUGGCCGUCCCGACUGAUUGUGCCAGAAGAGCUGAAUGAAUACGCCUCGAAGAUCUACUCCGAUAACCCGCCAUGGUUACAAGCCUUGCUCAAAAUCAAUACCAAGACAGGCAUCGAAACACGACCUGUCGUUGACUUGUGGGACGACCCUCGCUGGCUUGGGGCCUCUCCACCCACUGCAGAAGAUGUAGACGCAGAGUUUCGGAAAUACAGUGUUGAACUUUCUACGAAAGCCGCUCUCAAAGCCCUCCGUGAAAGCAACAUCGAACCGUCCUCCAUCACGCAUAUCGUGUCCGUCACAGUUACGAACGGUGGAGCCCCAGGUUUUGAUCAAUUCGUCGCUCGGGAAUUAGGACUCUCUCCAUCAACAGAACGAAUCCUAUUAAGCGGCAUUGGCUGUGGGGGCGGUUGUGCAGCUCUCCGGGUUGCCUCCACAAUAGCAAGUGCAGCCACUUAUCGGAAUCAAGCGGCGAGAAUCCUUGUCGUGGCAUGCGAGCUCUGUAGCAUUCAAAUCCGGGCGGAGCUGCACGCUUCCUCACAAUCUGGAAUUACUGGAGUCGCCCCAGCCCUGUUUAGCGACGGCGCGGCGGCUCUUGUCCUUUGCAACCCGUUAGGGAUGAGCGACAAAACUCCCAAGCGAUUCGCAGUCGUUGACCAACGGACCGGUGUUGCACCUGGAACACUCGAUGAGAUGUCGUACAAAGUCAGCACCCAUGGAUUUUUGGCCUCGAUCUCGAAGAACAUUCCCAAGCUUGCAGUUGCAUCCAUAAAAGCCCCCUUCCAGUCUUUGAUACAAUCCAACGGGAUGUCAUCCGCUUCGCCGACCGACUUUCAUUGGGCCCUCCACCCAGGUGGCAAGGCUGUUAUCCAGGGUGCACAGGAUGCGCUUAACUUGCCAGAUGAUGCAUUGGCGGCUAGUAAUGAGAUCUACAGGACAAGGGGAAACACGUCCAGUGUUGCAGUCCUCGCUGUGUUGGAUAAGGUGCGGGAACUGAAGCUGGAGUCACCGAAUGUUGUUGCGUGUAGUUUUGGACCUGGUCUUACAACCGAGAUGACCCUUUUACGCCGCAUGGUAUAG
Aspergillus neoniger CBS 115656 is the source of this 1179-nucleotide messenger RNA. Its product is annotated as thiolase-like protein. Gene Ontology annotation, molecular function: acyltransferase activity, transferring groups other than amino-acyl groups. The transcript has 2 exons. Lineage: Eukaryota; Fungi; Ascomycota; Eurotiomycetes; Eurotiales; Aspergillaceae. The record is from RefSeq and is a predicted model, not a curated record. Gene Ontology annotation, biological process: polyketide biosynthetic process. Bases 1 to 1179 code for a protein of 392 amino acids.